This is a messenger RNA of Brienomyrus brachyistius, 3445 nucleotides long. Its product is annotated as seizure 6-like protein. Gene Ontology annotation, cellular component: neuronal cell body; endoplasmic reticulum. Gene Ontology annotation, biological process: synapse maturation. The record is from RefSeq and is a predicted model, not a curated record. NCBI's taxonomy places the organism in Eukaryota, Metazoa, Chordata, Actinopteri, Osteoglossiformes, Mormyridae.
UGUUUCCCCCGCCGCUCCGCUCCCUCCGACGGAGGAGGGAAGGAGUUGGACAUGCGAGCGACCUUCUCCAAGGGCCAGGAGCUUCUCGAGUCCGUUCUGGCUCAUCAGGAUCGCCGGCUUGCUCAGAAGGGGGGCAUUUUCCCUAGCGCCCUUCCGGCUGACCUGCUGACGUUCCUCCCCAAGGAGGCGCGGGCUGGCAUUCCCUCCCCGCAGGAGGAGAUCCGGAAGAGGCUCACUCUCCCUCAAAGUGCGGGGUCCCAUCCCAUCUCCUCCCCUACCACUGACACCCCCCUGAACCCAAAAUCCCCAACCCCUGCUUCAUUCCCAACAAGCACCCCAUCCAGCCCUCCGCUUGACCAAGGUCCCUCCCUCACCACCAGCGUCAUGACAACCGUCGACACGGAGACCGAGCCUGACUCACCCGCUCCAGCAACGCAGCAUUGCGUGGUCAAUUUCACCGACCCUGAGGGUUACAUCGACUCAUCGGGACCGCCCCUUCCAGAUGGCACAUUCCUGCAGUGUACCUACACCGUGACAGUCUACACAGGCUAUGGGGUAGAGCUACAGGUAAAGAACGUCAACCUGUCAGAGGGUGAGCAGUUGUCGAUUAGGGGGGUCGAUGAGGGCGGGGCCCUGCUGAUCCUGGCCAAUGAGACGCUGCUGGUCGAGGGACAGGUGAUCCGCAGCCCAACCAAUGUCAUCUCCGUUUUCUUCCGCUCCUUUCCGGAGGGCGGGAUGGGCAACUUCCAGCUACACUACCAGAUUUUCCGGCUCAGCUGCGCCCUGCCCCGGCGGCCCCAUUUUGGCGAGGUGUCAGUGCUGGACCUGCACCCCGGAGGCACGGCCCGCUUCCACUGCCACAUGGGCUACCACCUGCAGGGGGCGCCGUCACUGACCUGCCUCAAUGCCUCACUGCCCACCUGGAACGCUCGGGAGCCUACCUGCCGAGCUCUCUGUGGGGGGUCGGUGAAGAAUGCCACCGUCGGGAGGGUUCUGUCCCCGUCGCCCCUCCCCAGCAGCAACAGCACACAGAGCCGCAGCUGCUCCUGGUCCCUGGAGGCCCCCACCGGACAGAGACUCCACCUGCAUCUGGAGAGAAUGGCCCUGGGGGCCACAGACAGGCUCGUCUUGUGGAGUGGCUUGGACGCUGGCUCCGUGGUCCUGUUCGAUUCGGGCCGGGGCACCGCCAUCCCGUUUGAGGGUGUGAUCAGUGAGGGACCGUCUGUGAGGGUCCAGUUCAUCACCGACAUGCCCAGCCAUGCCACAGGCUUCAACAUCCGCUAUGAGGCCUUUGAGAAGGGCCACUGCUAUGAGCCCUACAUCCAGAAUGGGAACUUCAGCACCUCGGACCCCACGUACGGGGUGGGAGCCGUGGUCCAGUUCAGCUGCGAUCCGGGCCACUCCCUGGAACAGGGCCCCCCCGUCAUUGAGUGCAUCAACGCCCGGGACCCCUACUGGAACGACACCGAGCCGCUGUGCAAAGCGCUCUGUGGGGGGGACCUGUCUGGCCCCAGUGGCGUCAUUCUUUCCCCAAACUGGCCUGAGUGGUACGGGGAAGGAGAGGAUUGCAGCUGGAGGAUUCACGUCGGGGAGGAGAAGAGGAUCCUGCUGGAUGUGCAGCUGCUGAACCUGAGUGACAGUGACAUGGUCACCAUCUUGGACGGGGAUGAGGGUACAACUCGCAUCCUGGGCCAGUAUGUGGGCGGCACCAGCCCUUUCAAGCUGUCCUCGUCUUCCCCCGACCUCACCAUCACCUUCCACUCGGACCCGGCCGGCCUGGUCUUUGGCAAAGGGGAGGGCUUCAUCAUAAACUACAUGGAGGUCUCCAGGAACGACUCGUGCCCAGACCUUCCUGAGAUCCAGAAUGGCUGGAAGACGACGUCCCACACGGCACUGGUCCGGGGCUCCCGCAUCACCUACCAGUGUGACCCCGGCUAUGACCUGGUGGGCAAGGAGACGCUCACCUGCCAGGUGGACCUCACCUGGAGCACACAGCCCCCCUUCUGCGAAAAGAUUAUGUACUGCUCAGAUCCAGGCCACGUGGAACACUCAACUCGCUCACUCUCAGAUCCCAAGUUGCUGGUUGGAACCACGAUCCAGUACACUUGCAAUCCUGGCUACAUCCUACAGGGCGGCGCUAUAAUCACAUGCUAUGGACGAGAGCCUGGGACCCCAGUCUGGACAUCUCGCCUGCCCCAUUGUGUCCCUGAGGACUCCGUCUCCUGUGAGAAUCCAGGCCUCCCGGAGAACGGAUACCAGAUUCUCUACAAGAGGCUAUACCUACCUGGGGAAUCUCUCACCUUCAUGUGUUACCAAGGCUAUGAGCUUAUUGGAGAGAUCACCAUCAAGUGUAUUCUGGGAAAUCCAUCCUUCUGGAGUGGGCCUCUUCCACUCUGCCAUGCUAACCAUGACUGCUUUGGUAACCAUGCCCUAGAAGUCGCCGAGGCAACAGCAGAUUCCUCCUUUGACGGAGGAAACAUGGCCCUUGCCAUUUUCAUCCUGGUCCUGCUUCUGUCUGUCCUUCUCGGCGGGGCUUACGUCUACGUCACAAAGUGUCGCUAUCAUUCCAACCUGCGCCUUCCUCUGAUGUAUCCCCAUCCCUACAGCCAGAUCACUGUGGAAACCGAGUUCGACAACCCUCUCUACGAGACUGGGGGGGACACAAGAGAAUAUGAGGUGUCAAUAUGAGAGGCAUCUCCACGCUUGAGGAACUUCCUCGAUUCAGCCCCCACCUCUCCCCAGUCAUCCUUAUCCCUGCCCCCCUCCCACUUCGACUGGAUGUAAAUACCCCCUGAACCCCUCACCCCAGUCCCCCUUCCCCAGGCCCUCUUCCCUGAUACCCACCUCAUAAAUCUGUCCUCCAGGCCCACAUCAGAAGCCCCGGGGGUCACAGGAUACAGAUCCAGAGGGAGAGUGAGUAGGAGUGCAGAGAAGCAGGAGGUAGACCUGCCCACUUGCUGACCGGCAGGCUGGCCUCUGAUUUAGUAGCGUGGGGCUUGGGGGGGUUUCUGAAAAGGGGAAGCGCCAGAUGGAAAGGCACUGCAAAGCCGUCACAUGCAUGUCCAAGUCCCGGUUCAACACCCGUUACGUGAGAGGCCACGACAUUGGAGUAUGUGGCCGGGAGCGCAAUGCGCGGCCACGAUGGAGCUGCUGGUACGUAAGGAGCGCAAAUGAAAAGCUGGGAGACGCAGGUAGCGAGGAAGCGAUCACCCUCUGCUGUCCCCUCUGCCUGCCUGCUGUCAUUUUUACAGCUUUGUACUUCGACCGUUUUUAGUACCUGUAAUAUGGUAGUUUCCGAUUUCCCCCCCGCACCUGAGUAUAUAACAGACAAGACCAGAUGAAUAAUUUAUUUUGAUGUAUAUGUGAUGUUUUAUGCGGAGUAAUGUACAUUUUCAUUUGAGGAACGUUACAGAUUUCCCUAAAUAAAUGGUAAAAAAUAAAUAAA